Molecule: messenger RNA, 984 nt
Organism: Colletotrichum paranaense
Lineage: Eukaryota; Fungi; Ascomycota; Sordariomycetes; Glomerellales; Glomerellaceae
Exons: 2
Coding region: 1-984 (327 amino acids)
Source: RefSeq, a predicted model, not a curated record
AUGUCCCCAAAGGCCUUUGUUCCGCUCCUUUUGCCACUCCUGCUUCUAGCAGCGGUGGUGGUAAGCGCUUUUCCAUCGGCAUGGCCACUUCAUUCUCAUGCUAUGAGACCAUCGUUAGUAGAAUGGUCUCGCUCUACCACUCCUCGAGGCAAUUUCAACUCUAUCACCCAAACCCAACAGCGCGAUGAGAAUCAGGAUCCCCAAAAUACCUGUAACCCAUUUUCCAUGCUUAAGAACAUCCAUGGGCCGGUUGAGAGACUUCGUGCUGAAGGACAGAAUCUCACCUUGGCCAGAAGAGUCGAUAUCGCAUUUCCUGGUGACAACAUAGACCAGUGGAUGAUAGCCCAGGUCCAAAAAACGAAACCUAUUGUGUGGGAAGUCACUCCGGGAACCGAUGCCAAUACAGCAGUUUUCCGGAAGUUUGGCAGGAAUGCCUUCAGUCUUGGAACAAACGGCCUGUGUGGAUGCAGUUCACUUUGGAUCAUCAGCAGAAAAGGGGUUUAUGCCACUCACUAUUGGGAGAGUAUUUCGUUUGCGCCUGAGAAAGAAUGGAGGAACCCAGGCGAAACCGAUUCUCAGGUGUUUGAACGUCCUGUCAUCGACGGUCUCAAAAGCGGCAACGUUGUCAGAGGCAGAAGAAUGCAGGCCAGGCUCGACCGAGAUGAGAUUGCUGACGAUUAUAUCAAGGCCUACCUCGUUCAUCCUGAGCGAUCAUGGCAAAAUACCCCCGCCGCAGUUGAUGGGUAUCGAUUGCAAUGGAACAAGAUCAAAGACACAGUGAAGGAAAUCAUACCGGAACUGGCGCCAGAUAAUAAUUGGCAAGAGGUCAUUUAUAAUCGAUUGAAUGACGACGAUGAACAGCUAUUUGAUACUGCCCUGGGUCAUGUGGUGUUCCACUUUUCGCCUGAUCAUGAACAGAAACGGAAGGCUGCUUUGUGGGUUGAGAGACGCAAGGAACCUUACCAUGAUGAUGACUGGGAAUAG